AUGGAUAAUAUACCAGAGCAUAUAGUAUGGGAAAUAUUGAGUAGGAUAAAGAAAACUAGUGACAGAAACAAUGUUUCUUUAGUUUGUAAAAGGCUUUACUAUUUAGAUAAUGCACAGAGACAUUCUCUUAAGGUUGGUUCUGGAAUGGAUCCUGCAAAUCAAGCAUUAACAUGUUUGUGUACUAGGUUUCGAAGUUUGUCCAAAGUAGAGAUCACGUAUUCUGGUUGGAUGUCGAAAUUAGGAAAACAGUUGGAUGAUAACGGUCUUUUCAUUCUUGCAAAUCGUUGUCCUUUACUGCAUGAUGUUUCGUUAAGUUAUUGUACUUUUAUCACUGAUGUUGGUCUUCGUUACUUGGCUUCUUCUUCUGAGUUGUCGUCGCUGAGGUUGAACUUUACUCCGAGGAUAACGGGUUGUGGAGUAUUGUCUCUUGUUGUCGGUUGUAAGAAUCUUGUGAGGCUUCAUCUUGUUAGGUGUCUCAAUGUGAGCAGUGUGGAGUGGCUUGAAUACCUUGGAAAACUAGGAACACUUGAGGAUCUGUCUAUUAGGAAUUGUAGAGCUAUCGGUGAAGGUGAUUUGAUUAAGCUUGGUUCUGGUUGGGGAAAACUUAAGAGGUUGCAGUUUGAAGUGGAUGCUAAUUACCGAUAUAUGAAGGUUUAUGAUCGAUUGUCCGUAGAUAGGUGGCAAAAGCAGUAUGUUGCUUGUGAAAAUAUGGUGGAACUUAGUUUGGUGAAUUGCAUUAUAAGCCCUGGGAGAGGGCUUGCUUGCGUGUUAGGCAAGUGCAAGAACUUGGAAAAAAUUCACCUUGACAUGUGUGUUGGCGUAAGGGACGUUGACAUAAUUUGUUUGUCUCAAAAAUCGAGUGAUCUUCGAUCGGUUUCAUUUAGAGUUCCAUCUGAUUUUUCUCUUCCAUCCUUGGUGAAUAAUCCUUUGAGAUUAACAGAUGAGAGUCUGAAAGCCUUGGCUCAAAAUUGCUCAAAGCUUGAAUCAGUGAGCAUAUCUUUUUCUGAUGGGGAGUUUCCCUCAUCCUCCUCAUUCACAUUGAGUGGAAUACUUUGCUUGAUUCAAAAGUGCCCGAUUCGGAACCUUGCCCUUGAUCACGUUUAUUCCUUCAAUGACAUUGGAAUGGAAGCGCUCUGCACUGCUGAAAAUCUUGAAUCACUCGAACUCGUGAGGUGCCAAGAGAUUACUGACGAGGGGCUACAGCUUUUGAGCCAGUUUUCCCGUCUGUGUAGCUUACGGUUAUGCAAGUGUUUGGGAAUUUCAAACGAUGGAUUAAAGCCACUGCUUGGAUCAUUCAAGUUGGAUUUCUUGGUGAUUGAAGAUUGUCCUCAAGUUUCUGAAAGAGGUAUCCAUGGAGUUGCAAAGUUUGUGUCUUUCAGGCAAGAUUUAUCUUGGAUGUACUGA
Messenger RNA from Lathyrus sativus (Indian pea), 1404 nucleotides. Lineage: Eukaryota; Viridiplantae; Streptophyta; Magnoliopsida; Fabales; Fabaceae. The record is from the annotation of a GenBank genome assembly.